Messenger RNA from Sporothrix schenckii 1099-18, 378 nucleotides. RefSeq lists its product as uncharacterized. The record is from RefSeq and is a predicted model, not a curated record. Gene Ontology annotation, molecular function: transmembrane transporter activity. Gene Ontology annotation, biological process: transmembrane transport. Bases 1 to 378 code for a protein of 125 amino acids. NCBI's taxonomy places the organism in Eukaryota, Fungi, Ascomycota, Sordariomycetes, Ophiostomatales, Ophiostomataceae. The transcript is spliced from 2 exons.
AUGGCAUCUCACCAGAACCAGACGUCAUGGAGGCACCAUCUUGCAUCAGUCAUCUCCCCCUUCACUCUCUCAACGCCUUAUCAAAUCUCAUCCUCUGCAUCGUCAAUAUGCUUGUUUGUCUUCAGUGGCAUCUUUACCUUCUUCGUCGACACCUACCAGCCCCAUGCUGCCAGCGUCUUGGCCUCGAACGCCUUUGUGCGCUGCUCCUUUGCUGCCGCCUUCCCUCUGUUCGGUGUGCAAAUGUACCAUAAGCUGGGCGACCAGUGGGCGUCGUCACUGCUCGCCUUUUUGGCUGUCGCCAUGCUUCCCUUCCCCUUCUUGUUCUUCAAGUACGGCAAGUGGCUGCGCAGGAAGAGCAAGUUUGCUGUCAGCUCGUAG